Messenger RNA from Balaenoptera acutorostrata (minke whale), 1362 nucleotides. Its product is annotated as peroxisomal multifunctional enzyme type 2-like. Lineage: Eukaryota; Metazoa; Chordata; Mammalia; Artiodactyla; Balaenopteridae. The record is from RefSeq and is a predicted model, not a curated record. Bases 1 to 1098 code for a protein of 365 amino acids. Gene Ontology annotation, cellular component: peroxisome. The transcript has 11 exons.
AUGGCAGCCCAGAGUGUGAAGCUGCGACACGAGGCUCAUGGUGCUGGUGUGUUCUCUCAGCUCAGGCUGGGGACCAGGGCAGUCGUAGGAAACCAGUCAGCUACCCAAGUGGUUUCAGUCUGCCCUCUCUGCCCUGCCUCGGGGGCACGAAAAUUAAAAUGUGAAGCAAUUGUUGCUGACGUCCUGGAUAAAGGAUCCGGUUUAAUAAUGCUUAUGGAUGUCUACUCUUAUUCUGGGGAGGAACUUAUAUGUUAUAAUCAGUUCUCCAUCUUUGUUGUUGGCGCUGGAGGCUUUGGUGGAAAACGGACGUCAGACAAAGCUAAGGUAGCUGUAGCCAUACCUAAUAGACCUCCUGAUGCUGUACUUACAGAUACCACCUCACUUAAUCAGGCUGCUUUGUACCGCCUCAGUGGAGACUGGAAUCCUUUACACAUUGAUCCUGACUUUGCUAACUUAGCAGGUUUUGACAAGCCCAUAUUACAUGGAUUAUGUACAUUUGGAUUUUCUGCCAGGCAUGUUUUACAGCAGUUUACAGAUAAUGAUGUGUCAAGAUUCAAAGCAAUUAAGGUUCGUUUUGCAAAACCAGUAUAUCCAGGACAAACUCUACAAACUGAGAUGUGGAAGGAAGGAAAUAGAAUCCAUUUCCAAACCAAGAUCCAAGGAACUGGAGACAUCGUCAUUUCAAAUGCAUAUGUGGAUCUUGUGCCAACAGCUGAUGUUGUAGCUAAGACACCAUCUGAGGGUAGGGAGCUUCAGAGUACCCUUGUGUUUGAGGAAAUAGGUCGCCGCCUUCAGCAUAUAGGGGGAGAGGUGGUGAAGAAAGUAAAUGCUGUGUUUGAGUGGCAUAUCACUAAAGGUGAAAAUACUGCAGCUAAGUGGACUAUUGACCUAAAAAAUGGUUCUGGAAAAGUGUAUCAAGGCGCUGCAAAAGAUUCUGCUGAUGUAACCAUCACGCUUUCAGAUGAAGAUUUCAUGGAAGUAGUCUUGGGCAAGCUUGAUCCUCAGAAGGCAUUCUUUAGUGGCAGACUGAAGGCCAGAGGGAACAUCAUGUUGAGCCAGAAGCUUCAGAUGAUUCUUAAAGAAUAUGCCAAGCUCUGAAGGACAUACUAUGUUAUUAAUUACAAUAGAAAAAUUAAAUACUCUCUUCAACUAAAUAUGCAAAAGUGAUUUAGCAAAAAUGGUCAAAAUUAAGAUACAGGGGAAAUUGCCUAACAUUUUCAGAUUACAGAUCACUUUUCAGAUGUUCAUUUUCUACUAAUUUUUCAUGUUAUUACUUUUACAAGGAACUGUAAGCUGGCACAUGAUUAUCCUUCUGUUCUUAGACCUAUGUCUUCAUAAUAAUAAAGUUUCGCUCAAGUCCAA